AGGCAGCACGAGCUCCUGGCUGGUAGCGUGGAGUUGAAACUAGAGACACCCAGAGAGGAGGUCGCUGUGGUACUUUUUACUUUAAAAAAAAAAGUUCUUGAAACUUGCGAAAGAUUUAAAUUAUAUCGUAUCGUUUUCAUGGCAGACUACUAGUGGUUCGGAGGUAAUUGUUUGUUGACAUGAAAUAGUCUAUCAUUGUUGGGGGAAAAAUAAUUGAAGUUGGGCUCGCUGGCUUCUGCAUGGUCCCUGGCUAGCUAACAGUUAGCUGCGGAGGCUACUUGGCUAGCUGGCUAGCGAGGUCCAGCCCAAAAUUUGUUUACCCCGAGUUGUGGAUGCGGUCGCCCCCCUAAGCUUUUUUCACGACUUUUCUCUGGGAUAAGAAAGCCGGGACCAAGAAUCCACACUGGAUUUAACACUGCGCGCUGUUAGGAAACUAGCAGGAUGUCCACCGAGGUUGAGUGUAGUCAGGUUGACUCAGGUUUGACAGCGGCCAGCUCCGGCGGAGUCCAAGAGAAGAACCAAAACAAGUCGGAGGGGGCUCACCUGCACAAAGAACAAGAGAACCAGGGGCAAAAAUGCUCGGAGAAACAACUGUCGGAUGCCAACAGGUCCGAGUCGACCAAGAGCCCGACGGACACGCACAAGAAAUGCAAAGAAAAAGAUAAAGAAAACGACCAAAGCAGCAACGCUGACUCGGCUGUUGAGACCGUGAAGAAGAAAGUUGUGGAGGCUCCUCCACCGAAAGUCAACCCGUGGACGAAAAGGACCACGGGCAGAGUGCCCGUUAAUAACAUGAACUCGAGCCCCCAAGAGAAAGAUCAACAGAACACUCUGAAAGUUGUCAGAGCCAGCAAGCCAAGGCCGAGAAAAACCAGCAAGUCAGGGGAUUUCAGUGAUAUCACAAACUGGCCCACACCUGGAGAGCUGGCCAAAGAGCAGCAACAAAAUGUCCUGAACAACAAUGGAAGAAAGCCUCCCGCGCGCAGGGAGAGAGAGAAGCGGAGGGACCGACUGGACAGAAAGUCAGAGAGCAGCCAUGACGGAGGCGAGAGCAAAGAGAACCAGGAGGCCCAGCCCGAUGCGCUGGGAGAGCUGCCCAGAGACGCAGAGUCCAAGGCGGGACACGACGCCAAGAGCAGCGCCCUGAAGAAGAGAGGAGGUGAGGGUAACAAACGUAAGUGGGUUUCUCUGCCGCUGGAAGACGCGUCCCGAGACGAUCUCGACAAGACGCCCAGCGGGGCCCCAACUCACUUGGACACAGAGCCCACCGGUGACUCCCCCGACCCCACGUGGCCCAAUCAAUCGCCCCAUUAUAGCAGGGCACAUGAUAGCAGCCGGAGUUGGAGGGCAGAGCCACGGGAAUACGGGGACGACGCCCUCAGUGUCCGAAGCGACAGCGGGAGCCUUCGGGGGGGAAUACGAGGCCGGGGAAAAGGCCGUGGACGCGGGAGAGGUCGCGGACGAGGUCGGUAUGAAUACUCCGCUAACUUCCGAGAUGGCCAGUCAUCCGACGGUUCCGCUCAGGCCCCCACAGAGUUCGGCACCAACAUGGUUUAUUACUACGACGACGGUAGCAAAGUCCAGAUGUACUCGGUGGACGAAAAGCUUCUCAAGGAAUACAUCAAACGGCAAAUCGAAUACUACUUCAGCAUCCACAAUUUGGAGCGUGACUUCUUCCUGAGGAGAAAGAUGGACGCACAGGGCUUCCUCCCCAUCUCCCUCAUCGCCAGCUUCCACAGAGUUCAGGCUCUCACCACCGACGUCAGCCUCAUCAUAGAGGCUCUGAAAAACAGCACCGAAGUGGAGCUGGUAGACGACAGGAUUCGCUGUAAAACGGAGCCUGAGCGCUGGCCCAUCGCCGUCCCUCUCGUUGUGGGGUCCCCACGCACCGACUUCUCCCAGCUCAUCAACUGUCCAGAGUUCGUUCCCCGACAGAACAUCAGCUCCACGAACUCGGCUUCAUCGCCUGUGAAGGAGGCUCCUAUAGAGUCAGCACAGCCUCAGGACUCUUCUGAACCUGUACAAGAGUCCCUCCCGGGCAAGGACGACUCUAAAGACUCGACGUCCCCGAAGCCGGACCCCGACGCCUGGGUCCAAGUGGAGAAACGGCACCGACAGGCCUCCGGGAAGCCAAAGCAUGUCAGUGAUGAUGUGUGUGCUGCUGGCUCCUCUCCCCCCUUAGAGCUACAGCCUGACCUCCUUCCCCCUGCAGGAGACAGCAAGGCAAAUCCUCCCAACCAGCAGGCCCCUCCGCCCCCCGAGCAAGACCAGGAGGAGCUGGACUUCAUGUUCGACGAAGAGAUGGAGCAGAUGGCCCCCAGGAAGAACCAGUUCACCGACUGGUCGGACGAGGACGACUCGGACUACGAGCUGGACGACCAGGACGUCAACAAGAUUCUCAUCGUCACACAGACCCCUCCCUACCUCCGCAAGCACCCCAGCGGCGAUCGAUCCGGCAACCACGAGUCCCGGGCCAGGAUCACGGCCGACCUGGCCAAAGCCAUCAACGACGGGCUGUACUACUACGAGCAGGACCUGUGGAAGGGAGAGGAGCAGAUUGAGUGCAGCAAGGACGUCGAAAACUUCAAGAAGCUGAACGUGAUCAGUAAGGAUGAGUUUGACAUCCUCACCCCCAAAGUGCCCGUUGACCCAAACCAGGAAGCCCCAGCUCCUCCCAUGCCAGCAGACAACGGAGCAGAAUUGUCCCACUCUCUGCCCACGACUGUGCCAGAGUCGCCCGUCUCCCAACAACCCCGGACCCCCAGGACGCCUCGCACCCCCGGGCGCCAGGACCCCAGCAAAACCCCGCGCUUCUACCCCGUCAUGAAGGAGAGCGGUGCCGUGGACGGACAGAUGCCGAGAAAGAAGAAGACCCGCCACAGCUCAAACCCGCCUCAGGAGGCCCACAUCGGCUGGGUGAUGGACUCCCGUGAACACCGGCCGCGCUCUGCCUCCAUCAGCAGCUCCAAUGCGUCUCCGUCAGAAGGAGCCCCGCUGUCGGGAAGCUACGGCUGCACCCCCCAGUCCCUGCCCAAAUUUUGGCAUCCCUCCCACGAGAUGCUGAGGGACAACGGCUUCACCCAGCAGGGAUACCACAAGUACCGCCGACGGUGCCUUAAUGAGAGGAAACGGUUGGGGAUCGGCCAGUCUCAGGAGAUGAACACACUGUUCAGGUUCUGGUCCUUCUUCCUGAGGGACAACUUCAACAGGAAGAUGUACGAGGAGUUCAAGCAGUUUGCGGUAGAGGACGCCAAAGAAAAUUACAGGUAUGGACUGGAGUGUCUCUUCAGGUACUACAGCUACGGUUUGGAGAAGCGGUUCAGGUUAGAUCUCUUCAAGGACUUCCAAGAGGAGACCCUCAAAGACUUUGAGAAAGGUCAGCUGUAUGGACUGGAGAAGUUCUGGGCCUUCCUGAAAUACUCAAAGGUGAAAAACCAGCCCAUCGACCCCAAGCUGCAGGAGCAUCUCUCCCAGUUCAAGAACCUGGAGGACUUCAGGGUGGUGCCGCCGGCGGGAGAGGACGGAAGCAGGAGGAGACGCCACUCGUCCUCGGCCGGGGACGAGGGCAGGCGUCGGCGACACCCCUCCAACACUACCUCAAAGCCCUCCCAGGCCCCCAAACCCUCCAACGCCUCCUCUUCCUCCGCCGCACAGAGCGCACCCAAAGAAAACGCCCAGAAACCCGGCGCGGCGCCACCGGCCCACGGGAAGAAGGCCGACCCCCGGGCGGCGAAGAAGGACGGCGCCGCACCAAACAAAUGAAGCCUCCCGGUGUGGGGUUUUGGGUUAGACGAGGUGCGGAGCGGAGCGGGCAUCUACGGCUAUCAGCUCAGCGUCCACUCCUCUUAGAGGCUACACCAUCUGAGAAUGGAGAGAGAGACCGAGCCUGGUCUGAUUGUCUUUAUAUCAGCGCAUUUCAUUUAAAAGCAAGCGAGCUCGAGCCCGCUCGCCCGACGGCGCAUAACGUUUACAAAACAACCAAAAAAAAAAGGCUUUUUUUUUUCCUUCUUCACAGAAUUGUGGCUUUUUUUCCCCCCCUCCCUCUCAGAUGCCAAACCGCUUCAUCCAUUGGUCUCUGUUGCCUGCUCUGAUCUGUGAAGAGCUGUGAAACCGUUCUUCUAGUCUGCCAAGAUGGGAGACACAGCGGAUAGUCUUGUGUGCCUUAAUCUUGUUUAUCGCGAUGUCAGGAGCAGCAAAAAAAUGCUCUAGAUCCAACUUUUUAUGGUCUUCCUAAUUAUAUGUUUGGGUUUUUUUCAAAGAGUUUUUUUUUUUUUUUUU
Molecule: messenger RNA, 4278 nt
Organism: Menidia menidia (Atlantic silverside)
Lineage: Eukaryota; Metazoa; Chordata; Actinopteri; Atheriniformes; Atherinopsidae
Source: the annotation of a GenBank genome assembly